Owenia fusiformis is the source of this 2145-nucleotide messenger RNA. The record is from the annotation of a GenBank genome assembly. NCBI's taxonomy places the organism in Eukaryota, Metazoa, Annelida, Polychaeta, Sabellida, Oweniidae.
CUUGGGAUGGAGAUGGAUUCUACAUUAGUUUAAUUUACUUUUGCUUUGGUCUCGGAUAUUGAAAUAACCUAAUGUAAUCGUAAAUAUAUACUUAUAAUAUAUGACUUUGACGGAUUAUAUUAUCGACCCGGGAAGGAGGGAGAUGGGAGUGAGAUGGACCUUGCAUCAAUCGUUGAUUUUUGCUUUAAUUGGUCUUACAUAAACCUGACGCCCAAACAUUUCUUCACUACAAUAACGUACGAUAUCAGAAAUUCAACCAAUCCGCUUGAGUUAUAUUUUGAGGUUCAGCGAUGAUGCUCUCGUAAUAUAACCAGUAGAAUGUGUUCUACAGAAAAAGUGGAGAUCAGCUUUCGUUUAUUGGAAAACAGCAAUCUACAUACUAAAACCACAAUUUCGCAGUUCCUUAGUGUUCUAUACUACUGCGCUGCAUUUGAUGUUGUAUGGGGAAGUCGGGUCACCUUGAUUCGUCCUUCACCGCUCUCGACCUCUAAUAUCAUCUAGGACUUAACAGAAGCUUUUUGGGCGAUUGCUGUGCUUUCAGAAGGUCAUGCCGGGGGAUUUAAAGGUCGUGGUUUGUGGUGGGGGCAAUGCGGCCCACACAAUGGCAGGUCUUGCAGCCUCGAGACAAAAUACAGACGUUCGGGUUUUUGAUCUGUUCAGCGACGAAGCAGAACGCUGGGCUAAAGCUUUGGGUAACGAUGAUUUAACUGUAUCUGUGCACAGAGAAGGAAAAAUUACUGACAUUAAAAGUAAGCCCAAUGUUAUAACGAACGACCCUAGCAAGUCGCUUCCGGGUGCCGACAUUAUCAUUAUCGCUGUUCCUGCAUUCGCACACGCUGCCUAUCUCGACGCUAUCAAAUCCUACCUCAAACCAGGCCUAAUCAUCGUUGCUACCCCUGGUCAACCGGGCUUUGAGUUUGAGGUGAAGAGCAAACUAGGAGAAGGCGUAUCACAGUGCAAUGUUGUUUGCAUAGAAACAUUACCAUGGGCGUGUAGAAUAAAGGAGUUCGGCCGACAAGUGGAGAUACUCGGUUGUAAAGUAUCGAUGACGGGAGCCAUAAAAUAUGCAGAUCCCCCUGCGGGACCGGAUCCUCAAGACACGUUUCAGUUUCUGCUUGGCCCCGAGCCUGUCCUAAACAUCAAAGGUCACCUUCUUGCCGUAUCUCUUAUGUCCGUCAACUCGUAUCUCCACAGUGCCAUUCUCUAUGGGCGAUGGGGGCCCGAAGUGUGGGACGGGACACCGGUAGCGGAGGCCCCGCUUUUCUACCAAGGACUGGACGAACAUAGUACCGACAUACUGGACGCCAUGACACGAGAAGUAGUCUCAAUCGCAAAGAUGGUAACUGCAAAACGACAAAAUGUCGACAUGUCAACGGUAGUUCAUAUUCACGACUGGUAUACGACUGUCUACGCUGCGGAUAUCACCGACCCGACCACUCUGCAGUCAACGCUUAAAACCAACAAGGCUUACAAUGGGUUGAGGCAUCCUUGUGUCCCAGCGGGAGAUGGUAAAGUACUGCCCGAUUUCAGUCAUCGUUACCUAGGUGAGGACAUCCCAUAUGGCCUCACUGUCACCAAGGGGAUAGCUGAGAUUGUUGGCACCCCAGUGCCUGUUACAGAUAUGGUGUUAAAAUGGUGUCAGGAAAAAAUGGGAAAAGAAUAUCUGGUUGAUGGCAAAUUAGUAGGUAAAGAUGUCGCGUCGACACGUGCCCCACAGAAAUAUGGUUUCUAUACCCUCGACGACAUCCUCAAUUGAUGAGUCAUAUCUUAGUGAAUGUAGUGUAACAUCUAGACAUGUAUAAUGGUAUAAGAAUAGAUUAAUUAGUGGAAGUGGUGGUGCUAACAUAAAGACACAUAGAGUGGUCAAUCCUGAGACGAACAAUUUGCUACAAAGAUACCCCAAAUCAAUCAGUAUUGGCUUUUUAAUAAAUCGGCAAUUGCAACUCAUUCGUACUCACUGCCCGUUCAGCAGGUCAUGUUUCUCUUGCAUGUUGAAAUAGAUGAUUAGCUCUGAACGAAUUAAAUUGUUUACAUGCUCUAAACGAAACAGACAAGUGAGGUCACAACUCUGUAAAUUACUUUGCACAAUGUCGCUUUUACCUCUGCGGCUAUUAACCGAUAAUCAUUUAACAUCUGGUAAUUUUU